AUGCCCUCGCUCGCCCCGCCCGCCGCCAAACCCGCCGAGGACCCGUACACCCAGUACUCCACCUUUCUUCACCCCAACUUCGAAGCGGACGCCUUCGCCCAUGCAGUGCUGAACGGCGAAGAGUAUCCCGCUCCGAGCGAAGGGUCGAAUGGUGUUCCUCCCGGAGGAGGCGGCUUCAUGAAGGGCUUGGUCGGUGAGAUCGGGACGGGAGAUGUGUCGGCGGCUCUGGCGAGGCUGAACUUUGGAGUCGAGGAUCUGAAUCGGCAACUCAAGGCGGAAGUCACGAAGAACCACUCGUCGCUUCUCCUGCAAGCGGCGAGCUUGGGCGGUCUGGACGGCGACUUGGCGGAAGUGCGACGAGGACUUGCGGAAGUUGAAGGCGGAGUGACACGGCUCAAACGCAAGAUCGCCGCCCCUCACGACGCCCUCGCUUCGUCCCUCCUUCUCCUGACCCGACUACGACGAGCCGCUUCUCUUGCCCGGCGCGCUCAGCGCUUCACCUUUCUCGCUCGCCGGCUGGAGGGUCAGAUGUCGGAGAUCGAUGGCGCGGCGCAGAGUGCGGCAGGCGUUGCGGUCAAUGGCGAGCAGGCGAGUGAGCGGCGCGAGAGGGCGAUGGCGGAAGCUGCGCUGACGCUGGCAGAGAUUGAAUCGCUACUCACGGCCGGCGAGGGUGUCGAGGCUGCGGAAGACGACCCCGAAGCGUUGCUUCCCAUCCGCUCGCUCAACGCUAUCGAGGCUGCUGUUCCCGCCGUCGAGCUUUCCCGGAGACGAGUGGUCGAGGAGAUGGAGUCGUCUGUGCAGCGAGGACUUGACGAGAUGGACCACCCACGUCUCGCUUCGUCUCUCCAAACCGCACACAACCUUUCAGUCCUGCCUGCGCUCGUCGAGAACCUCGUAGCGGACUUGAACGACCUCGUCGCCGGCAAGGUCAAGGCCUGCUUCGACAUGGCUUCUCUCGCUCGCGAGAUCGGCGGCAAAGGGGGCCCUGUCAACGCCGCUUCAGCGUUCGUCUACAAGUCGCGGACUCGCAACGAGCCGACGCAGGCGACAAUGCCUCAAUGGGCUGCAGCGUUCUGGGCUCGCCUCGAGUCGCUCAUCACCGACCUCGGGAGCAUCUGCAUCAAGGCCUACACGCUCGAGAAGGUUCUCAAGCUCAAGAAGGACCAGACGACGCAGGCGAGCUUUCUUGACGAGGCUAUGGCUGUCCUGGACAACAAGCCGAGCGUGCUCUUCUGGACGAGUCUUGCUCAGGCAUUCGAGACGCAGGCGAAGGAGGCUGUCCGAUCCUCAAACUUCGUUCAGACCACGCUCAGCACCGGCUACCCUCGCCUCCUCCGCCUCUUCCAAGAGUUCUUUUCCCGCAUUGCCGUCCACACCGACACCGUCUACACCCUUGCACAGCAGAGCCCCGAGACGGUCCUCGUUCUUCGCGCCAUCCAGCCUUUCGAAACCCUCUACCUCACCCGCUCGACGAACCGCCUCACCGAAGCCGUCUCGUCGGCUUUCUCCAUCUCAUCUUCCCUCACUUCCUCUUUCUCAUCCCGACCACCCGCCAUGCCGACUGCCAACGAGGGCCUGACGACUGCGCGCGCUAUUGUCAACGAGCUCGACGCCGCUCGCUUCGACCCUCUUCUCGCCAAGGCGAUCGCGAAGGGUGCAAGUCGGGCUAUAGAGGCCUUCGUCGCCCGAGCCGAGGCACUCAUCGCGCACGACCACGCCGCGACUUCGUUGCUCGGCCCGCUUGCAACACCCUCGCAGCAUCAGAACGCCGAUUUGACCAGCGCUCUAUACCACCUUUGGCUGCCCCUCGACCGCGCUUUGUCAGAUCACACGGAAAGCGUGCGAGAAACGCUUCGACCGGCGGUCAACCGCGUCCGCUCCGUCUACACCGCCAUCAUCAAUCCGCUCAUCCUCGCCAUCCGCCGCGAGUUCUCCGCCCUUCUCGCCCGCAUGCACCGUGUGGACUACUCGAAGGAGGUCGAUCCCGCGCACCCGCCUGGUCCGAUGUCGGUCGGCGGCGCAAGCUCGUACAUGAACGACUUGACGGAGAAGCUCGCGCUGAUCAAGGACGAGAUCUUUGCGGCGUACCGGGUUGGAGAGCUGAUCAAGGAGUGGACCAUCGACCUCGCCCGCUUCACCGUUCAGACCUUCCUCUUGCAUGCCUCGCUCGUCCACCCAAUCGGCGAGUCUGGCAAACUCAAGCUCACGUCCGACACGACCGCCCUCGAGUUCGCCGUCAACCAGUACCUCGCCGCGCAAGGUCUCACGCUCGGAAAUAUGGGCGACCAGUUCAAGGCGCUGCGAGCCUUCCGUCCUCUGCUCUUCCUCGACCUGCCCUCUCUCGCCGAUCCGACAAGAACCUCGGACAUCCCCACGCUGAUCCUCCUGCAUCACCUCCUCAGCCGCGCCAACCUGCCGAAUGCGCUGCCACUGCCGUACGAGCUGCACGGCUGGACGGAGGCAGAGUAUGUCCGGUGGCUCAACGAGCAUCGCGAGGAGGAGCGGAUGGGCAUGCUGGAGAGUGUCGUACGGCGCUGGGAGGAACAGAAGGCGAAGCGGGAAGAGGGCGACGGGUCAGGCGGCGAGCAGGACGGCGAGGCGGACAAGGUCGUGGGGUUCAUUCGGCAGGUCCUCGCGCGGACGGCAGGCGCGACAGGGCAUAAGUAG
Rhodotorula toruloides NP11 is the source of this 2667-nucleotide messenger RNA. Its product is annotated as component of oligomeric golgi complex 5. Bases 1 to 2667 code for a protein of 888 amino acids. NCBI's taxonomy places the organism in Eukaryota, Fungi, Basidiomycota, Microbotryomycetes, Sporidiobolales, Sporidiobolaceae. Gene Ontology annotation, biological process: intra-Golgi vesicle-mediated transport. The transcript has 14 exons. Gene Ontology annotation, cellular component: COG complex. The record is from RefSeq and is a predicted model, not a curated record.